Messenger RNA from Trichogramma pretiosum, 6176 nucleotides. It is a transcript of the gene ninaC, whose product is annotated as neither inactivation nor afterpotential protein C. Bases 397 to 5370 code for a protein of 1657 amino acids. Gene Ontology annotation, biological process: protein phosphorylation. Gene Ontology annotation, molecular function: ATP binding; protein tyrosine kinase activity; cytoskeletal motor activity. Lineage: Eukaryota; Metazoa; Arthropoda; Insecta; Hymenoptera; Trichogrammatidae. The transcript has 19 exons. The record is from RefSeq and is a predicted model, not a curated record. Gene Ontology annotation, cellular component: myosin complex.
CGUAGUCGUCAGUCAGCCAGUCAGUAAAGACACGGCGGUGGUGAGUAAGUGGUGUGUUGUGUGGACAAAAAAAAAAAGUAAAAAGAACUAAAAAGAGAAAAGACUCGACUCGAGAGGUAAUAUAAUGGUAGGAUCUUUUGGGGGCACGAUUCAUUCGGCGAGUCUCCUCCGCUUUUUCUUACUUUUUUUAUUUUUCGUUGUGGCUAGAGCAUGCACCGCGAAGUUAACUUUGUAUCGUCGCACGCUGCAACGCGCCAACGCCAACUCGACAACGACACCAUCGCCAGACGUCUUAAUUAACGCGCAAGACGACGCGCAAGAAUAAGAAGAGUAGCUAGCGGUGUAUACACGAGGUAGACUGGAUCGAAGAACGAGAGAAGAGUCGAGGAAGCGAGAAUGAGUUACCGAGGCGGAGGUGGUGGUGGCAGGCGAGGCCGAGACGACGAGGACGAGUACGAGGACGACUACGACAGGCGCGAUCGUAGCCGCGACCGUGGCCGGGAUCGCAGCGGUGGACGCGAUGGCAGCGGCGAUCGGGGCUACAACGAUCGUCGCGACCGUAGCGGUGAUCGGGGCGAUCGCGAUCGUGGCCGCGACAGGAGCGGUGGACGUGGUGGCGGCAGCGGCCAAGGGGGCGGAGGCCUGCAGCGACUCGACAGCAUGCAGGACCCCGGGAAAAAGUUCAGCCUCAAGGAGUGCAUAGGCCAGGGCGUGUGCGGCGACGUCUGGGAGGCCUACGACGAGGAGGCCAGUCGCAAGGUCGCCGUCAAGAUACAGAAGCUCACGCCCGAGACGCAGCCACUGAUCGUCGAGGAGUACCGAGUGCUGCGCGACUUCUCCAAUCACCCGAACCUGCCGGACUUUUACGGCGUCUAUCGGCGACGCUCCGGCAAGAAGACCGAGUACGAUCAGAUAUGGUUCGUCAUGGAGCUGUGCGAGGGCGGCCCUGUCAUUGAUCUCGUCAGAGGCUUAAAAAUCAGCGACAAAAGAAUGAGGGAAGAGCACACUGCUUACAUAUUGAGAGAAACCAUUAAGGCGGUCAUGCAUCUGCACGAGAACAACGUGCUUCACCGCGACAUACGCGCCAGCAACAUCAUGCUGACGAAGGAGGGCGAGGUGAAGCUCGUGGAUUUCGGCUUGGCGCGAGCCAUCAAGGGCGAGCUCGGCAAACGCUUCACUUGCAUCGGCUCGCCCAACUGGAUGGCGCCCGAGACGGUGAUGAGCAAGAGCGAGCAGAGCGCCGGUUACGGGAGUCGCGCCGACGUUUGGGCCAUCGGGAUCACCGCCAUCGAGCUGGCCGACGGCGAUCCGCCCUUUCAGGAUAUGCACCCCACCAGGGCUCUGUUUCAGAUCGUGAGGAAUCCACCGCCCACGGUUUACAGGCCUGCCAACUGGGGACAGCCUUUCAACGAUUUCAUCGCUGAAUGCUUGGAAAAGAAUCCGGAUAAUCGACCAUUCAUGGCGGAGAUAGUCGAACAUCCAUUUCUGUCGGAAGGAUUACCGGAAAAUGACUUUCCACUUACGCAAGAGAUCAAGAGUUUGGUAAUGAACUUCAGUGCCAAGGGGAAAAAACACCGAAAACCCGAGUCGAUUGUACGCAAGGGAUACCUAAAAACUCAUCAGACUCAGAUUCCUGAGCGUAUGUAUCAGGAAGAUCUGGCAGGGCUGGAACAAUUGACCGAGGAUCGAGUUCUGGAUGAAUUGCAAGAGAGGCAGCGUCUUGGGCAUUUUCAUACCUUCGUCGGCGACGUAUUGCUCAUCAUGAAUCCGAACGAGGAGCAAGAUAUUUACGGACUACAAUACCACUGCAAGUAUCAAAAUAAAUCUCGCUCGGACAAUUCGCCCCACAUCUACUCGGUCGCCGAUAGCGCGUACCAAGACGUGCUGCAUCACGAGGAGCCUCAGCACAUCCUGUUCGCAGGCGAGAGCAAUUCCGGCAAGACCACCAACAUGAUGCAUCUCGUUCAGCACUUGAUGUACCUGGGCAAGAGCAUGAAGGACAUCGGAGCCAGACUCAUCAAGGCCAUCAAGCUGCUGCAGGCCUUCACCAACGCCGCGACACCCUUGAAUACCAAUUCCACCAGGUGCGUCUUCCAGAUCCAGACCACUUACGGAUCGACGGGCAAAGCCUCGGGCGGCAUAUUCUGGGUCUAUCAGCUGGAGAAGUUCCGCGUCUCGACCAGAGACAGGAACCAGUCCAACUUCCACAUGUUCUACUACUUUUACGACGGUCUCGAGGCGUCGGGCAAUCUGCGCCAGUAUCUGCUGCCCCAGGGUCGUCGCAUGCGCUACCUGCGAGUCUUCGACUCGGACUCGAUGGGCGGCCGCAAGCGCUCCUUCAAGGUCCGCAACGAUCCGCACGGCAACGCCAAGAAGUUCGAGUUCAUCAAGGACUGCAUCCGCGCCCUCGAGCUCGAGGAGCACUUCGAGACCAUCUGGCGGGUGUUGGCUGCCAUACUCAAUCUCGGAGACGUGCGAUUCAUCGAGGGCAACGGCGGAGAGGCCGAGGUUCACAACAUCGAGACGGCCAAGAGCGUCGCCGAACUCUUGAAUCUCGAUAUCAAAAAGUUUACCUGGUCUCUGUGCAAUUACUGCGUGAUUAAAAAGGGUCAGGCGGUCAGGCGCCGUCACACUUGCGAAGAGGCCAAAGAGACCAGAGAUGCUCUAGCCAAUACCAUUUACCAGAGACUCGUCGACUGGAUCGUUAACAACAUAAACGAGAAGCUCAGCGUGUCUCGAACACUAUUUGGAGACAAAUUCUUGAUUAGUAUUCUGGACUUGUUCGGUUUCGAAUGUUUCUCAAAGAAUCGUCUCGAGCAACUUGCAGUCAAUACCAUGAACGAGCAGCUCCAGUGCCACUACAAUCAGCGAAUCUUUGUUUGGGAAAUGCAAGAACAAGAGGAGGAGGAGAUCCCAAUCGAGCGAUUCCACUACUACGACAACAAAGCGGCGAUCGACCAGUUGAUGGGCAAGGAGGACGGUCUGUUCUACAUCUUGGACGAGGCAUCUCGUCAACUCCAGCAGACCAAUUACAUCUUCGAGCGGAUAAAUAAUCGAAGAGUCGGCCACGGCACCAAUCUCCACGUCAAGGUAGCCGGUGAAAAAGAGUUCAGCGUGGCCCAUUACACCGGCAAACUGACCUACGACGCCAACGACAUCGUCGAGAAGAAUCGAGACUUCGUCUCGCCGGAAAUGAUCGAGACUCUGAGGCAGUCGACCGAUCGAUUGGUCAACCAGUUGUUCACCAACAAGCUCACCAAAGGCGGCGCUCUUACCAUCCAUUCGGACGAGAGCCUCAAGGCCAAGGAUAAGCAGCCGAAAAAAACGACCGCCCGCAGCAAGUGGGGCGCGGCACUGCUGCAGUCCGAGCAGACCACCAAUCUGCGCAAAUACAAUACCGCUUCGAGAGGUCAGUACUCGCAAACGCGCAAGAUGAGAACUUACGCCGCUACAUUCCGUGCCUCGAGCCUUGAGAUCUUGAAAAAUCUCUCUGUCGGUGCUAUCAACGGUGGUACACAUUUUGUCAGGUGCAUUAGGUCUGAUUUGGAGGGUCAGCCUAGAGGCUUCUAUCGAGAAGUCGUGAGACAGCAAAUUCGUGCUCUGGGCAUUGUCGACACGGCUAGAGCUAGAAUGAGAGGAUACUCGUCGAGAAUUCCGUUCCAAGAAUUUUUAAGAAGAUACAAGUUCUUGGCCUUUGAUUUCGACGAGAACGUCGAGAUGACCCAGGAUAACUGUCGCCUUCUGCUGGUUAGAUUGAAGAUGGAAGGCUGGGUCAUCGGUAAAACCAAAGUAUUCCUCAGGUACUACAACGAGGAAUAUCUGUCGAGGCUUUACGAGACCCAAGUGAAGAAAAUCGUCAAAGUCCAAUGCAUGAUGAGGGCGUUCUUGGCUCGCAAGACCGUCGCGAUGAAAACCACGAAGAACAAGUUCGCCGCUCGUAACGAGCAGAGGGAAGCUGUGAAGAAAGGACCAAUCAGAGAAGAUACCACGAAGAAGUCCGAGUCCAUAAAGAGGCAAGCUACCUUGCAGAGGCUAGCGAGUCGCGAAAUGUCUCAAGACGAAGCAGCAGUAGUUUUGCAGAAAGCUUACCGCGGCCGACAAGCUCGCAAAGAAGUAGGUCCCCUUCUCAGCAAGGAUCUGAAUCUGGAUCCGGAAACGGAAGACAUGAUGAGGUAUUUUUGCAACAAGUGGCGGUCGAAAAGCAUAUACCAAGUCCUCCUACAUUACCGGGCAGCCCGGUAUCACGACCUCGUCCAGUUUUCUCAGCAAGUCCAUCUAUACAAUCAGGCUGUAGUGGGAGCUUUGCAGAUGAGCAAUGAGCGCGUACCACUGGAACGAAUUGACCACAAUGACGACAAUCCUGAAGCAUUCUUAGGACCCCGAAAACCACCAACAGUUCAUAAAAUACCAUUCGACAUACACAGCGAACUGCCAUUCUAUGACACUACACACAUGACAGAUCCGAAGAGUCGUCCACGUAGAAGACAAGGAUCCGUAACGUCAUCGGCGUCCGACGAAGAUCAGGAGAAUUGGGACGAGCCAUUGAGAAGGCAAACGAUUUGGGGCAAUAUUCGAAGAAACAAGAGAGAUGUACAAUGCCAAACGACCAACUCGCCCCACCGCGUUGUAAACGUCUCCCAUACAGAGGGCCACAGUCUGAUCAACACUCCGUUUUCCAGGGACCCAAAUGUCCCAGUCCGCUGCCAUCCACACGAAGCCCAAGCCCAGUCCAGAGGAAUCUCCGGUUUUCAGGGCCGACCGCCUACAAGCGCUGAGAGCCACAGCUUACCCAGCAGACAGUUCAACGCUCAUACUCCUCGCUCAAAUAACUACGAUAGUAAAGGCUCGCUACGUUCUAGGAAAAAAGUACCACCACCCCCUCCACCAAGUAUGCCAAUGCAAUCGCGUAGUAAUUUCAAUGACAAUCGUGGUAUGAAUGGCUGGGCUUCGAACGACGACAGGAAGAAUAAAAACACGUUCAACAAUGAUCGGGCCAAUCCGAUCCAUGAACUGCAGAUGCUCGGACGAAGGAACAACAACAACGACAACGACGACGAGCCGCCUUUCAAUUUCCAGGCGAUGCUGCGUAAAACGGGUGUCCAGAGAAAUUCCAUGAAGCGUACGUACGACGGCGGUGGCGGCGGCUACGAGUCCAACUUCCGCGAGUCGAACGUCGUCUACCGCAGCGGCAACAACAGACGCUCGCCCUCGCCCGAGUGGAAUCCCAACGAGAUGGUCCGCAUGUCCGAGCAGUACGGCCGCGAGUCGUCGGUCUUCGACGUCAGGCGCGGCGGCGGCAGGAACGACAACAGCAACAUCACCGAGCUGGCGCCCGGCAUAGUCGUUGAGGGCGAAGUCGCCGAUCUUUAAUCGGUUAACUGACCUGACUCUUUUUUACUUUUCGAGGCCAAAAUGCCAACGCUGAAAUUUAAAGUUAAUUCGAAUAAUUUUGAAAAAUUGAAAGUUCUUUCAUUUGAUCAUUUAUGAUAUAAUAUAAGCAGGAUUAAUUCGAAUAAUUCAAUCAUUUACGCGACGAACUUUCAGUUAACCGGUUAAGUCUAUCGCUCGUCUGGCUUUGUAAAAAAUCUAAAUAUCAUCCGACUGUCUAUAAUAUACUGUCAACUGCAUCUAUCACACAAUAUAACGCAUCGCAGACAUUUCUCAUGCAGUUUUCAUAUUCGAUUCGAUGGAUUGUAUAAAAUGUGGAUCUAACAUAUUAUAACUCUAACGAUAUAUUGUUCCUGUUACCUGAUUAUUGUAAUGUAUGUUUUUUUUUCUUAAAACCGUGCACUUUUUCUUCCUCGGAUCAAACAUGCACGCGACGUGAUGCAGCCCGAAUGUAUGAAACAUAGUUGGCAUUUCAAUAGUAUGCUUAUAAAUCCCGAUUAUCCCUCAUUCGCGUUGAAAAUUUGAAGAAAAAAAAUUUUCAAAUGCACUAACGAGUUUUGAUUAGUAUGUAAGAAAUAUGAAUUAUAUUGAUGCGAGUUUUAUGAAAAACGAGUAAAUAAGAGUUUAUUGUUAGAGACUUUGUUUCGUCUAAAAAAAAACAACAUCUCAUAUCGAUAAUGAAAUCGAUAAGUUUUAACUUUACAGGUUUUGUAUUUACUCUUCAAGAGUAAUACCAUUAAAAGCUAAACUAUUAUUCUAACAGCAAAUAUAUAUGAGUACGAUAUUUA